UUUCAGUGAACCACAAACUUUUUCUAGACUUCGUGAUAACAUUUUUGAAGAAUUAUGCCCACAUACAAUUGCAAAGAGAUGGUAUAUUAAAGGAGUGAAAUCAAUAACAACAUCGGCAAUGUAUGAAGAAGUGAACGGAUUGAAAUACAAUUCCGCCAGAUUUUUCGUAAAAUUAUAA
Molecule: messenger RNA, 178 nt
Organism: Funneliformis mosseae
Lineage: Eukaryota; Fungi; Glomeromycota; Glomeromycetes; Glomerales; Glomeraceae
Source: the annotation of a GenBank genome assembly